This is a messenger RNA of Lodderomyces beijingensis, 411 nucleotides long. The record is from the annotation of a GenBank genome assembly. NCBI's taxonomy places the organism in Eukaryota, Fungi, Ascomycota, Pichiomycetes, Serinales, Debaryomycetaceae.
AUGAAGUUCACCUUGUUAGCAUCGGCAUUCACCCUCUCCUCGGUUCUUGCCUCCAGGGGCCCCAAGGACACCAACAAGCCCGAGGUUGUCACCGUGUACAGAACCGAAACCACGCAAAAGUACGGUAGAUUCAACAAGACUCCUCACCCAACCACCACCACUGUGGUUGUCUCGCCAAGCGAGUGGACCUCGAUCAGAGACGCCUCCAUCAGGUCCUCUGCUUCCGCCGACGAUGUGUUGAGAGUCCAGAUUCAAAAGAGAGCCAACUCCACCGGGGGCGGUGCCGGCGGAAACUCCACCGGCGGUGGUGCCGGCGGCUCCUCCUCUUCCUCCAGGGCCGGUGUUGCUGCCUCUGGUGCCACUUUUGGUGUUGCCGGUGUCGUUGCUUUAGGUGCUGCGUUGUUGAUGUAA